AAUGAAAGGCGUGCUGAAGAAUGCAAGGUUUUCUUUAUUAACCUCAAUUUUUACCUUCUAGUUGGAGUGAUUGGCCCGGAAGACAGCCGGUGGCUUUCGACAUCGACCAGUCUGUUCAAGAUCUUAAGCAGGCCUCCUUUCAUCUUCAUGACGAUCACGAUGAUGUUCCUGACAUUGAAUCAUCCUACGCUCCCCAUACAUCAAAUUUCUUUUCGGCAGCAAGACAUCAUGCUCGAACUUCCUCUGCUUUUACAUCAAAGCCCUCACUCACACCUUCAAAUGCCGCCGAAGCUCUUCAGUUUUCAAAUUUGGUUAUGGAGAAUGAGGAUGAUGUUAUGAUCGAAGCAAGAGCUCUUUUAACGCAGUGGGUGUCAAAUCCGGCACCACCCGAGCCUUCCGACGACGCCUCUAAUCGCAUAAAGCUGAAUCUAAACUUGGGUGCCUUUAUGUCUUUGGAAGAAAAACUAUGUGGAGCGAGUGAUCGGAAGGCUGUCAGGGAGGUGGUUGAGGAGGUUGUGGGAUACGGAGAUAUCAGGGGAAGCGCUCUAUACUCACGCACCCACCAAGGUUCCAUCAGCCCGUAUUCACGCCAUUCAGAAACUCAAACUCGUCAUGCUCUCGCGCGCGAGCGCCGGGAACAACAUCAUAAACAUCGCAUACAAGCCCUUGAGCGCCAAAUAGAGAGCAAACAGCAAAAAUUGCUAUCUUCCUUGCGACAGAAACAUGUUGAGAGAGCCAGACCAAAACAUUCCAAGAUUGAUCAAUGGAAAAUGGACAUUGCCCUUCGAGCGGCACGAGCGGCGCUCGACGAAGAUAUGGGGAGGAAGCGUUCUGAUAAGCCAUAUGGACCGCGAAAUGAGGAUUUUGAGCGAGCACGCGAGCUGGUGGUUGACGAAGAGUAUGCGAAAAUGCGCACCACGGCUGACGUACCGACGAUCUCCGAUGUUGAAACAGGAAAGGUGAAAGUUGAAAAGACGGACUUGAAUGACAGUGAAGCUCAGCUCAAGACAGAGUCUCAAAAAGAAGACGAAAAACGGCGGAAUGAGAUAAUCGAGCGAAAACUGGCUCAAUCCCGCGCCAGAGCUGACGAGCUAUUUUCUGUUCGUCGGUUGAAAGCCCUCAAAGUGCAUUUCUCAAGCUGGUGUGCUCUUGUCACCACAUAUCGAAAACAAGUGCAGCAGUUUCAGGUCAUUACCACUUGGCGACAUUUGAAUCGGUCGUUCGCGACCUGGCGGAAACUGAAGCAGUCUUGUAUAGCCAAACGAGAAGCCCAGGCGCUUCAAGAAGCCCUCCAAAAAUCCCAUGAAAACCAGUUGAAGGCCGUCCGCUUUCAGAGAUCGACAAUACUUUCAAAAGUAGUGCUCGCAUGGCUGGGAUGGACGAGACUUCAACGUGAAGCUAAACGCCUCCGUCGCCAACACGAAGAGCGGGCCAAGCGCAUGAAAGAGGCCUUGGAGCGCCUGGAACGACGACAGAGAGUUGAGGCAGAGAUUGAGGAGAGAAGAGUGGGCAAGGUUUUGGAGAGAUUGGAUGCAAGUACGAGUGGGGAGAGCUUGUCCAAUGAUGACAGCAAAGACAUGAAUGCCAUUAUAGAUGGGGAGGAUGUGAACAAGGGUCCAGCGACAAAUGUAGAAGAACCCAAGGCUCCAACUCCGGCACCAACAGAAGAGAAUAAAGUUGCUUGCGCAUCAACGCUCAACGAUUCGCCAAAACAGUCGACAAUCCGCCGCAAGGCACCAUCGCCCCAGAAACCCAGGCGUAUUCGAACUGCACAAGACCAAAAGUGGAUUGCAGAAAUGGAAAAGAGAGAUGCAGAACGUAGAGACCGUCGCCAACAGCUUGAACAGCGUCGCAAAGAGCGUCAGGAAGCGCUGGAGGCCAAGAAGGCAGCAGAAGCAGAGGCAAAAGCUCUCCAAGAAGCAGAAGAGCGUCGUAUUCUCAUCGAGUCCCGUAAAGCAGCCGAGAAAGCCUUAGCGGAGCAGCUUGCCGAGCAACGGCGUGUAAAUGCUCUUGCGUGCACGUUUAGCAGGAAACGCCUGUUGAGGAAGGGGUUGAAAUGUUUGAAGACUUUUGUGGGUGCGGUUCGGAGGAACGAGGAAGCAUCUCUUGGAUUUUGGGUUCGCUGUUUGUUCAAAGGGUGGAUACAAAGGUUCAGAGAACGAUGGGAAGAGAGGGAGAUUAUGGCAUCAAAACUGUGGGAUCAGAGAGCUGUAAAAUCAGGAUGGGAUCGAUGGAAAGAGGCAUAUCAAACGCACAAAUGCCACACUUCAGAUGCCUGCAAACACCAUAAGCACCAUGUCAUCCUCAGCACGUUUCAGACCUGGCGACGUAAAGCUUUGACCACCAGCCAAACCCGCGAAGCACACGAACGUGCUCUCAAUGCGAAAGCUGAUCAGCUAAUGAAGCGAAUCCUACCAAGGCGAUGUCUACGAUUGUGGAAAGAGUUUGUAGCGGAGCAGAAAGAACAGCGCUGGAGGGAGUUUCGGAAGCAGGUCUUGAGGGAGCGUGUCAAGGAAAUUCUACAUCAUUCUCGAUUCGAGGCAAAGUUGGAAAUGGAAACGAUUGCUGGUCAAGAAGUAGAUGAAUAGAACCAAUGCACCA
Spizellomyces punctatus DAOM BR117 is the source of this 2601-nucleotide messenger RNA. RefSeq lists its product as uncharacterized. The coding region runs from base 315 to 2588 and encodes 757 amino acids. The transcript is spliced from 14 exons. The record is from RefSeq and is a predicted model, not a curated record. NCBI's taxonomy places the organism in Eukaryota, Fungi, Chytridiomycota, Chytridiomycetes, Spizellomycetales, Spizellomycetaceae. Gene Ontology annotation, molecular function: phosphatase binding.